AUGUUCUAAACCCGCCCUCAUUUACCAUCUUAUGCCACAUCCUAAUCUGCUUAUAGGACGUAAUGUAACUAUAUUCAAAUAUGAAUCAGUUCAUAAUAAAGCAGGAAGUGAAACAAGGAAAGCAAUUGAUCACUAUUCCUAUGCCAUUAAUGAGGAAAUAGGAAGGGGAUUCAGCAGCAGAGUCUACAAGGGGAGAGAUGAGAACACGGCAGAAAAUGUGGCUGUUAAAGUAACAUAAUUACUUAAAGUUCAGGUGAUUGAUAUGAAGAUGGUGAAGCAAUCAAUCCACUCCCAGCUCUUAAAAAAUGAGAUCAGCGCACUCAAAGCCUUCAAUCACAAGAAUAUUAUGAAACUCCAUGAUGUAUUUCAAACCCAAAAUAACACAUAUAUCAUCACAGAAUUUUGUGACUCGGUAUUCACUCAUAUAUAAUUCAGGGUGAUCUCAACAAUUACAUCAAGAAGAAAGGAAGAAUAGACGAAUCUGAAGCUAUAAGAAUAUUGUAAGCAGUAGUUAGCGCAUUAAAUGAAAUGAACAAAAAAGGUUAUAUCCAUAGAGACAUUAAACCAGCUAACAUUUUACUCAAUGACAACCAACCAAAACUGGCUGAUUUUGGCUUUGCAGUCCCCGCAUAUGAAGCUAGAAUCUAAGGCAGAAACUUUAACGUAGGAACUCCUUUGUACAUGUCUCCUUAAGCUCUAAGAUAGUAAGGACACACUGAAAAAGGAGAUGUUUGGGCCAUCGGAAUUGUAUUUUUUGAAAUGCUAUAUGGUAAUGUUUUAUUUAUAUUGAGAUAGGUAGAACACCUUACAAUGCAUCAUCUGAAGCGGCUCUCAUUUCUAACAUCUAACAUUAAUAAUUAGUUCUACCUUCAUCACCCAUAGUCUCAGAUGAAUCAAAGGAUUUCAUCCGUAAAUGUUUACAGAUAGAUGAAUUUAAAAGAUGGCGAGUUAAGGACAUGACAGAACACACUAUUAUGCAAUCAAGAAAUCUAAGUCCCAUUGAAAAAAGAAAACCCUUAAAACAAAUUCAAAAUAUCACUCUGCCUACUGAAAACUCAUAAGUGAAGAAAAUUAAAAGAAGUCAAAGUUAGAACAUUAGGGAGAAUACAGUUAGGGAUUUCAAACCUCAGUAGAUAGAGGAAAAGCGAAAAUUGCAUGAAGAAAAUCAAAAGAAGCUUGAAGAAUAAAUAUUGCGAUCAGCUAGUUAAAACUAAUUAUUGUUACCUUAAAAAAUAGUUAAUACCAAUGCUUUUGAAGAAUAAGUACAACCCACUCCCCCCUUAUAAAAAUAGAAAUCAAUUACUCUUGAUUUCAAAUAAAACAACGAGAUUUUAUUCUGUUAAAUUAAUUUCUGUCGUUUCCUGUAUAAAUUUUCAUAGCACUUGGCCAGCACAAAAGUAUUUCCGACAGAUAUUAGAGAUAGAUUACUAUUUCUAAUGGGCAAAAACAUAGCCAUUAAAAUAAAUAAGCUAUCCACAAUCUUAGAUAAAGAAAAUAAAUCAGAAAACAUUUUUAAUUUAACUGAAUUUGAGAACUAUAGAAAAAGUGAAUCAUAUAAAAGAUUCUGUUAAGCAAUUUCAGAAUAUCAGGACAAAUAUUUGAGACAUUUUGAAAAAAUCUUAAAACUCGCCAAUAAAAAUAGUAAACAAUUCAGUAAUAUUUCAUUAGAUUUCCAAAAAGAUUCUAUUAUUGGAGUGUUGUGUAAUAAUAACUUAGUUGAAUUAGAUUCGUUCUACAAAACAACUUAAUAGUAUUUAAGAUUGAGUAUAACAGAAAUUAAAUAGAACUUCUAAUUUAUUAAAUUUGACAAACAAGAGCAGACUUUGCCAGAAGAUGUAAUUUUUAAACUUAUCAUUAGUUAUAAAUGCAUGCAUUCAUCUUGUAAGGAUUAGUAGGUUAUCAGGAUUUAAUUCAAAAGGUUUUAGAUUACCCUACAGAUUACAAAUAGUUUUAAAAGGCUUCUCAACCUGAACUUUUUAUAGAAAGAAAACCAGGAUCUAUUAGUUACAAUUAAUUAGAACAAUUGAUGUGA
Messenger RNA from Paramecium octaurelia, 2032 nucleotides. NCBI's taxonomy places the organism in Eukaryota, Ciliophora, Oligohymenophorea, Peniculida, Parameciidae. The record is from the annotation of a GenBank genome assembly.